CAUCUGUAUCAUCUGGCUAACUGACACUGCAGAUUGAGACCAAAGAGUGUUAAUUCCUGAAGCUGAGCCAGUAACCGACAGGAAAAUGUAGCUACGGAGGAACUGAAAAGUACUCAGCCGUUUCCUCUUGUACUACCGAAGAGAGUGUCUGCUGCUUGGCUGGCAUGUCUGCGACCUGACAAGCAUUCCGACGCUAGUUCAGCAGUCCUGGUGUCCUGUGGAAGCAUGGCGGAAAUUAGUGUUCCAAGAAUCCUCCUUCUGCUUAUUUCUCUGGCCAAGGUUCUGGAGUGUACAAAGCUGCUGGCGCACCUCAAAAAAUGUGGUGACUUGGAAUGUGAAACCUUAAUCAGCAGAGUGCUAGCCCUGACAGAUCACACAGGACCUGACUGUCGGUACCUGAACUUUACUGAGGGCGAAGAGAUAUCUGUUUAUGUUAAACUUGCAGGAGAGAGAGAAGAUCUGUGGGCAGGCAGUAAAGGAAAGGACUUUGGAUUUUUCCCCAGAGAUGCAGUCCAGAUUGAAGAGGUGUUCAUAUCCGAAGAAGUCGAGAUGCCAACUAAGGAAUCUGACUUUCUUUGUCUUCUUGGGGAAGGCUACAUAUUUGGAAGUGAACAUAGUGAGUUGAACAGCGAUGGUGAUGGAAAUAUGUACCCAUAUGAAGAAUAUGAAGACCAAAACUAUAAUAUAUAUGAAAGUGAUUUUCAGCCAGAACUUGACUUUUAUGCAGCGUCUAAAGGGACUUUGUUUGAAGACCAAAUUUCAGCAUCAGAAACCCGUGAAGAGUUCAAGAUUUCCAAUGAGCAUAAGGACUUGGAAGAGGCUGGAAGUACGGGCAGUGGGGAGCAGGGUUAUACUUCCGACAUGGACCAUGACUUACCUGAAAUGCAAGGACUGUUUAGACUGGGGAGAGAAGAAGAGCAGACUUUUAAAGCGGAUUCUGAAUCCACCCAAGAAAGCUCAUCCCAAACUAGAGAAUUAACAGUGGAGGAGGAGAAUGACCCAGAGAAACUAAGCAAUGGUGAACCCCAAAUGGAGCCUGAGCAAGAUCCAGAAGCCCAGUUUGAUUCAGAGACACCAGAAUUCAGUCCAGCCCCAGAGGAACUGUAUGAGCUAGUGUCUGAGUCAGAGAACACCCUCAAGCCUCAAGCCACUGGCUGGUUUGGUGGUGGGUUUACAAGUUAUUUAGGUUUCGGAGAGGAGGACACAGGACUUGAGUUAUUGUCCAAAGAACACAAUCUGCCAUUACAAGAUGUUCCCAAUUCUGUUUCAGCUGAUGAAGAAGCCCCUGCUACAUGUUUUGGAGAGGAGGACACAGGACUUGAGUUAUUGUCCAAAGAACACAAUCCGCCGUUACAAGAUGUUCCCAAUUCUGUUUCAGCUGAUGAAGAAGCCCCAGCUCCAGGCAGAGAAGUGUCAGCAGACAAGGAAGAUAAGGUCAUCAAUGACAGUUCAAUUCCCAGUCCAACUUGGUUUGACUUUGGUUUUGGUAUUCUCGGCUUUGCAUAUGCCGAUGAAGACAAAAGUGUUUCCGACGAUGAUGGGAAACGUGAAGAUGGUGAGGCUGAGAACCACAAACAUCCUAUAGCGAAUGAUUUUGACCCUGGAAAGGAACAAGAAAGCAGAAUGAUAACUGUUGUGGAAACAGAAGAUCAGACAGGUAAGGAAAGCGCCUUGGAGAAGACGGAUGGUUCCGACUCUAUGCAGUAUCUGAAGAAGUUCUUCUAUAACCCUUGGAGCUCCCAGAGUCUGCCAGAGGACACAGAGUUACCAUUCUCCACACAGACGCUGGAUCAAGAUAAUAUCGCUGAACGUGACAAAACUGAAAAUUCUGCCGCUGAGAGCACCAAAGAGCCCAUGGUGCUGGAGGGCACAAACAGCCUGUCAGAUAUGGCCUCCGAAGUAGAGUUACCUGUGAGUGUCCAUGAAGGAACACAUUCCAAAAGCUCACCUCCGAAAAGGAACGAGGAAGAUUCAGAAUCCUGGGAGGACCCUGAAGGGCCUGCUGUGGCGGACGCUGACGGCUCUGUGGAAGGUGCCUUGCUUGGUAGUCAGCUGGUUUCUCAACAGGAAAAUGAUGCAGAGUUUCAGAUUCUGAAGUAUUUAUUUCAGAUAGAUGUCUUCGGCUUCAUGAAUUCUGCUUUUUCAACAAUCGAAAUUUUUAUAGAAAGGGUCGUGGCAGCAUUGCCUGAAGAUAUGAAAGCAGAGUUCAGUGCCAAUGGAUUUUCAGUGGAGUUGGUCAUCUGUGUGCUUACUGUUGGACUGCUUGUCUUCCUCCUGUUUCUGUGGAGAGCCUUCCGAUCAAUUCAAAGCCGAUUUUAUGUGGGAAGAGAAAGAAAACUUGCUCUAGAACUUUCAGCAUUAAUUGAAGAGAAAUGUAAACUACUUGAUAAAUUCAGCCUCGUUCAGAAGGAGUUUGAAGGCUUAGAGUCAGCUUUAAAGGAGGCCAACUUUGACAAGAAGUCAGAAGUACACAGUUUGGAGUUUGUUGAAGGAUCACAAAUAUCAGAGGCAACUUGUGAAAAUCUAGAAAAAUCCAAAUCUGAACUUAAAGAUGAAAUACUCCUUUUAGAGAAGGAGCUAGAAGAAGAGAGAGCUAAACAUUGUGAACAAGAUGAGUUGAUGGCUGAUAUUUCAAAAACGAUAGAGUCUCUAGAAGAUGAAUCAAAAUCUCUUAAAUCCCAAGUGGCUGAAGCGAAAACUACCUUUAAAGUAUUUGAAAUCAAUGAAGAACGACUUAAGGGAGCAAUAAAAGAGGCCUUGAAUGAAAAAUCUGAACUUGAGGAAGGCCAGAAACAGCUUUUACAGGAAGCUGAAGCAGUGAGAGAACAAAUGAAUGAACUCAAUAAACAGAAAGUAACACUUGUAGAAUCCAGAGUACAGGAAGAGCAAGUUGUAAAUGAAAAAGAAAAUCAGAUCAAGGCGCUGAUGGAAAACCUGGUAAAGAUGAAAGUCUGGACUGUUGUCUUUAGAGAAGACUCAGCAAACAAUGGUAAUCUCGGUUUGGAAGUGAAGAAUGACCUAGAAAAUGCUGCGCACUUAGGAAUUCAGCUGAAGGGAGCUUUGGAUGAGUUGAUUAAUGCUAGUAAGCUGAGUGUGUCUUUAAAAGCCUUAGAAGGAGAAAGAAACCAAUUUUACACUCAAUUAUCUGAAUUAGAGAAAAUAAAAAAGAAUCUUACAGAGCGUAUCAGAAGUCUGGAGUCUGAGAAUGUAUCUCUGGAGUCAGAAGGCAUGCAGUUGGAAAACGAGAAGCAGAGGCUUCAGCAGAAAAUCAAAGUGCUGACUGAACUGUACCAAGAGAACGAAAUGAAGCUUCACAGGAAAUUGACAGUAGAGGAAAAUUGCCGAUUAGAGAAAGAGGAAAAAAUUUCCAAACUAGAUGAGAGGAUCAGCCAUGCAAACCAGGAACUGGAGACCUACAGACAGCGCACCAAGGAUCUCGAAGAAGAGCUGGAGAAAACAGUCCAUUCUCUUCAAGGACAGGUUAUUUCUCAUGAGAAGAAAGCACAUGAUAAUUGGCUGGCAGCUCGAACUUUUGAAAGAAAUCUCAAUGAUUUAAGGAAAGAAAAUGCUUACAAUAGACAAAAAUUAACUGAGACAGAAUUUAAACUUGAACUUUUAGAAAAAGAUCCUUAUGCACUUGAUGUUCCAAAUACAGCAUUUGGCAGAGAGCACUCCCCAUUUGGUCCCUCACCAUUGGGCCGACCUUCAUCUGAAACGAGAGCUUUUCUCUCUCCUCCAACGUUGUUGGAGGGUCCACUCAGACUCUCACCUUCACUUCCUGGGGGAGGAGGAAGAGGCUCACGAGGCCCUGAGAAUUUUCUGGACCAUCAGAUGAAUAUUGAAAGAGGAGAUUCAAACUAUGACAGGGUAUAUGAUGCCCCCAGAGCACCUUCUGACAGCUCCCUGUCACCUCCGUGGGAACACGGCCGAAGGGUGAUGGCCCCUCCACCAGGUCAACCAUAUUUUGAUCCGUCUUUACAAAAGCAAGAUAGAUUUUAUUCUAAUUCCGGUAGACUCUCUGGACCAGCAGAACUCAGAAGUUACAAUAUGCCUUCUUUGGAUAAAAUGGAUGGGCCAGUACCCUCAAAAAUGGAAUCCGGUAAAAAUGAUACCAAAGAUGAUCCUGGUAACUCAGCUGUGCCUGGUCCUUCGCGCCCUGUUGACUGUGAAGCAGCUGGCCGUGGCUCUGUCCCUCCACCAUUCCUUCCAGUCAGAGCCCCAUUGUUCCCAGUGAAUCUAAGGAGCCAGUUCAUGAGAAGGGCUCCCCCUUUUCCUCCACCUCCUCCAGGGAACAUCUAUGCAGCGCCUCGAGAUUAUUUUCCACCAAGGGACUUCCCUGGCCCACCACCACCUCUAUUCCCAGGGAGAAAUGUGUUCGUACCACCAUCAACACCACAACUAAGGGGCUUUCCACCUUACCUUCCCGCAAGAGCUGGGUUCUUCCCUCCACCCCCACAUCCUGAAAGUAGGAGUGAGCUUCCACCAGACUUGAUUUCACCAUCAAAGGAACCUGCAGCUAAACCUCCAGAAACACCGGAGAUCUGAGGGUGAUAUUGGUCUAAACCGUCAUUUUCUUCUCAUUUUCAGUUUAAGUAACGGCUGUUACUUAUAUGAUUAUAUUUUUGCUCAACUUGGAGCUUAAUGGAAUUACAACUCUCAGGAUAGUAUUUUGUAAAUAAAGAUGAUUUAAAUAUGAAUCUUAUGAGUAAAUUAUUUCCAUUUUAUUUUAUUCUGGAUAGUAUAUUUUACUUUGAUUACCUCAUCCAUAAUUAUGGUAGUUUUAUAUAUGUAAUCUUAUAGUUGGGGAUAUCAUAAAACUCAAAAGACUGUGUCUUUAUACUAGGAAUGUGUUCACCAUGGUUGACAAAUGUAAAAGUAACUAUGUUUAAUCAAAUAAAUUUUUAAUUGAUUUAAA
Messenger RNA from Arvicola amphibius (Eurasian water vole), 4915 nucleotides. RefSeq names its product MIA SH3 domain ER export factor 2 (gene Mia2). Gene Ontology annotation, molecular function: protein binding. The record is from RefSeq and is a predicted model, not a curated record. The transcript is spliced from 30 exons. Bases 226 to 4545 code for a protein of 1439 amino acids. Lineage: Eukaryota; Metazoa; Chordata; Mammalia; Rodentia; Cricetidae. Gene Ontology annotation, cellular component: endoplasmic reticulum exit site; endoplasmic reticulum membrane. Gene Ontology annotation, biological process: vesicle cargo loading; endoplasmic reticulum to Golgi vesicle-mediated transport; protein secretion.